AUGGCAUUCCAACGCCGGUUCGGCUGGCUCGCAAGGUCGUCGCCAUUUGCUGCUCCUCGGCAGUCCCGACUGAACCCAAGCAAGAUAGGAAAAUUGGUGACAUACGAUAUCACUUCCGAGAUGCAGUGCCCGCUGUUCGACCGCCUGCGGUGGUGCUUUGAGCUGGACUUCAUGUGCGGAUACCGAUCUACAUGGAGCAUUCAUGAUCGACGCUGA
Penicillium vulpinum is the source of this 216-nucleotide messenger RNA. RefSeq lists its product as uncharacterized. Lineage: Eukaryota; Fungi; Ascomycota; Eurotiomycetes; Eurotiales; Aspergillaceae. The coding region runs from base 1 to 216 and encodes 71 amino acids. The transcript has a single exon. The record is from RefSeq and is a predicted model, not a curated record.